This is a messenger RNA of Oxyura jamaicensis (ruddy duck), 2875 nucleotides long. RefSeq names its product SCY1 like pseudokinase 3 (gene SCYL3). The record is from RefSeq and is a predicted model, not a curated record. Bases 245 to 2494 code for a protein of 749 amino acids. The transcript is spliced from 14 exons. Lineage: Eukaryota; Metazoa; Chordata; Aves; Anseriformes; Anatidae. Gene Ontology annotation, molecular function: ATP binding; protein kinase activity. Gene Ontology annotation, biological process: protein phosphorylation.
CUGUACAGGCAGGGGAAGACAGCACUGCUUUGCAUGUAGCUCACAACUAGAAGCUGACGUUUUCAACCAGUCAGUCUAGAAACGUGCUUGAAUGAGAACGUGGACUUUUCUCGAGUAGAAAAUGCUCUGAAAGUGAACUGGAUAGUGCCUGCCAGAGCUCAGUCUGCCUGAAAAUACCUUCCUUCACCCACGGGCCUGUUUGUCAUCAAGAGGGAAACUCUCCAACAGCCUAACGCUGCGAGUGAUGGGCUCGGAGAACAGCGCUUUAAAGAGCUACACACUGGAGGAGCCGCCGUUCACGCUGCCAACUGGACACACGAUUUAUCCAGCCGUGCUGCAAGAUGGCAAACUGGCUUCCGUCUUCGUGUACAAGCAGGAGAACGAAGACACAGUUCAUAAAGCUGCCAAGCACCUGAAAACCUUGCGCCACCCUUGCCUUCUGCGCUUCCUGUCUUGCACUGUGGAAGCCAAUGGGAUCCACCUGGUUACCGAACGCGUGAAGCCUUUGGAGAUGGUCCUGGAGACGCUCUCUUCUGCAGAAAUCUGUGCAGGGAUCUACGACGUGUUGCUAGCGCUCAUUUUCCUCCAUGACAGGGGAAACCUAACGCAUAACAAUGUCUGUUUAUCAUCUGUGUUUGUAAGUGAGGAUGGGCACUGGAAACUGGGAGGAAUGGAAACAGUCUGCAACUUCAACGAAGCCACCCCAGAGUUCCUGUGUCAUGUCAAGUCGGUCCGAGACCAGUCGUGCAUCCCAUGCGAGGAGAUGUCUGCAGAUUUCAAAAUUCUGCCUAGCAGCUAUGGGCAUGCAAGGGAUGCCUACGCGUUUGGAACAAUGGUUGAAAGUCUCCUGACGGUCCUAAACGAUCAGGUUUCAGCAGAUAUUCUCUCCAGCUUUCAGCAAACCUUGCACUGUACGCUGCUGAAUCCAGAUCCAAAGUGUCGUCCGCCACUGUCCAGCCUGCUGUCCCACGAGUUCUUCAGGAAUGAUUUUCUGGAAGUUGUGAACUUUCUGAAGACCUUAACAGUAAAAUCUGAGGAGGAAAAAACUGAAUUUUUCAAAUUCCUGCUGGACAGGGUGGCUGGCUUGUCAGAGGAGCUGAUAGCAUCACGACUGGUGCCUCUUCUACUCAACCAGCUUGUGUUUGCAGAACCUGUAGCUGUCAAGAGUUUUCUUCCUCAUCUGCUGGGUCCAAAGAAAGAGCAAACUGGAGAAAGCCAGACCAGCUGCCUCCUGUCGCCAGCCUUGUUCCAGACUCAUGUGAUUCCUGUGCUGCUGAAGCUAUUUGAGGUUCACGAGGAGCACGUUCGAAUGGUGUUGCUGUCUCACAUUCAUGCCUAUGCAGAACUAUUCUCUCGGGAAGAGUUGAAAAACAUCAUAUUGCCACAGGUAUUGCUGGGCCUUCGAGAUACUAGUGACUCUAUCGUGGCAAUAACACUGCACAGCUUAGCAGUUCUCGUCUCCCUCCUUGGACCUGAAGUAGUUGUAGGUGGUGAAAGAACAAAGAUUUUCAAAAGCUCUGCACCGAGUUUCAUGAAAACUGCUGAUCUCUCCCCAGAAGACUCACCCAGUCAUGUUGGAAGCAAUCAGAGGAAUCAAAUCACUCGGCCCUUGAAGAACAAUUCUAGCUUGCUCCCCAUCUCUGGAAAUGCACCUGUCAAGAAGCAUUCUGUGCAACAAGACAAUCCACUGGCUUUAAAGACAGGUGAGCAAGGCACUCAGCUACCCCUGAAUGGGGUUCCUGGAGGCAUCAGCAUGCUAGGGAGCAGCAGGAGCUCUUUGACUACCUCUGAAAAGCCAUCAGAGGAGUGGCCGGACUGGAGUGAGCCAGAGGAGAUGGACACUGAGAAAACUGUGAACAUCCAAAUUCAGCCCCGAGAGCCACAGGGCAGGGUGGGACCUUAUUUUGCUGAACGUGAUGUGGACGAGAAGCCUUGGGAUGACUUUGAGUCCAGCAGCCCUCGUACUGAACUGUCCUCAGGAAACUGCCUCACUGUGACGCCAGCUGAUGCAGCUGAAAUGCAGAGGCCUCCACCAGGUACCCAUCAGCUGAGCAAAGAAUUCAAAAACCUCAAAGUGAGCCCCCCCACGAAGUCCUGCCCUGGGAAUAGCUGGAAUAGCAACCACCAGGAACAACUGGGAAAAACUGUGCUGCCAAAAACAACCUUUCAGGAAAGGUUGAAGUCUUCACUGGAGCCUGGCCUAGGAGAAGAAUUCACAAUUAAAGUGAAGAGGAAACCAGUGCAGGACCCUGAGCUGGACUGGUUUGCUGACAUGACACCAGAUAUUAAACCUUCUUCAGCGGUCUUGAUUUUACCUGAAGUGAGGACAGAAGCAGUUGUUCCCAGUCACUCUGGUGCAGUAUCCAGCAGAGAAGGUGCCUCCCAGAAUGUGCUGUUUUCCUCCAAAUUUGCAGCAGCUGACAUUAUUGAGGCUGAAGCUGCAGGCUGGGGUGAAGAAGAAGAGUUGAACUGGGAAGAUGAUUCUAACUGGUAACGGGACUGAAAGAGACAAAGGCAAUUUAUGGUGUGUUGGAUUCUGUAAGUGAAGUUGCUGCUUCUACACUCUAAUGGAUAAGUACCUCAGCGCUGCUUUUGGGAGAAGGCAGGCACUUGCUGCAGCAGCCAGCAGGAUCCCAGGGGGGGCGACCCCUUGCACUGGAUGCUCCUUUCCAGUCUGUGCCAAAAACUGCAGGGGUGAGGCCUGCACUCAAGCAAUAUGCCCAGCCGUGGUGCGUGCCACUGCUACUGGAAAGAGGAACAGCAGGACAGGUGUGUUGGUGCUGACGGACUACUGGAGGGCGAGUGAUGUAAGUGAUUGUUCCAGAACUCAUCCCUGCUCUGAAAAACUGAUGACAAUAAACAAAAGCUACCCUGA